Molecule: messenger RNA, 702 nt
Organism: Phodopus roborovskii (desert hamster)
Lineage: Eukaryota; Metazoa; Chordata; Mammalia; Rodentia; Cricetidae
Gene: Ttc36
Product: tetratricopeptide repeat domain 36
Exons: 3
Coding region: 73-633 (186 amino acids)
Biological process (GO): cilium assembly
Molecular function (GO): protein binding
Source: RefSeq, a predicted model, not a curated record
AAAAGCCCCACCCCAUUCCCUACCAUCUUCCCUUGUUACCCGAGUUACCUUGGGACUUUGGAGCUGGGCACCAUGGGGACUCCAAAUGAUCAGGCAGUGCUGCAGGCCAUCUUCAACCCCGAUACCCCAUUUGGAGAUGUCAUUGGCUUGGACCUGGAAGAAACAAAGAAGGAAGAUGAAGAUGGAGUUUUCCCCAAAGCACAAUUGGAACAGUCCAAGGCCCUGGAAUUGCAGGGAGUGAGGGCAGCAGAAGCUGGGGACCUCCACACAGCCCUGGAGAAGUUUGGUCAAGCCAUCUGCCUGCUACCAGAAAGAGCCUCUGCCUACAACAACAGGGCUCAAGCCCGGAGGCUCCAGGGGGAUGUAGCAGGAGCCCUGGAGGACUUGGAGCGCGCAGUGACGCUGAGCAGCGGCCGGGGUCGCGCCGCCCGCCAGAGCUUCGUGCAGCGUGGUCUGCUGGCGCGAUUGCAAGGCCGAGACGACGACGCCCGCAGAGACUUCGAGCAGGCGGCGCGACUGGGCAGCCCGUUCGCGCGGCGCCAGCUGGUGCUGCUCAACCCGUAUGCCGCGCUGUGCAACCGCAUGCUGGCCGACAUGAUGGGGCAGCUGCGCGCGCCCAGCAAUGGGCACUGAGCAUGGCCGCUGGAUAAAGGAGAGGGGACCCAUGAUCCAACCAGUACCCAAUAAAACUUCUGGGACUGC